AUGGAAAGCGAAAAAUUAUUGAUGGCCGCUGGUGUGACAGCGGCAGUCGUUGUUGGAGCAUUUGUCUUUUGGGGACCGUCGGGUUCUUCCAAACUUCGUCAGCGUCGUGGCCAGAUUGCGGGACUGCAUAAUUUCGGAAAAACGUGCUUUCUUAACACCCUGCUGCAGGCGCUGGCUGCAUGUCCGCAGUUUAUUGCCUGGCUGCAACUGCACAACACAAAGGACAAGAAAAGCUUAGUAUCGUCGCUGCAGAACGUGCUGGAAGUGGUGAAUGGAACGCAUCCGACGUUGCGCGGUGAUCCGUACGCUCCCGGUGCCGUCAUACGAGCGUUACAUGCCCUUGGGUGGGUUAUAUCGCCCGAGGAACACGAUGCCCACGAGCUGCUGCUGGUAAUGCUCAGCUCACUGGAGGAGGAAGUUUCGAAACCGCGCAAAAUAGGCUGUUUGUCCGAUGCGCUUGAUGAUGUUGCUGGUGGUUAUGUUGGUGAGAUGGGAUUUCAUGCCAUUCCGGCACGCCCGUCAAGCGCGAUGCUGUCCGACUUUUGCAACGCAGAGUACGACGAAUCGACUAAUCUGAUGCGUUAUACACGCUCGGAAGCGCACACACCCGAUUCACCACACUCCGUGUGCACUGAGAAUGAGGAACAGUCGCAGGAGAGUUCGUUGGUAGAGUUUGGGGCUUCACCUACACACACCAUCGGCGUUGCAUUUUCCGCAGCUUCCGGUCGACGGUUUGGCAGCCGGCAACCAGCAGUGAUGCGGCCCACACCGAUGCAUGAUCAAGGUGCGGUUGGUGAUGGGGGCAAUCAUUUCGCUGGUAAGCGGCAUUCGGCUUCCUAUCGCUCGCUAGAAAGGUUAAAUCGUGGCCCGGGCCGGGUGUCUGUUUGGGGCGAUAAGCAACAGGCGCAAAUUCCACAUCCGUUCCGGGGCGGGAUGGGUAGUCAGCUGUGUUGUGGUGGAUGUGGCCACAAAUCAACGGUGCGAUAUGACAAGUUUGACAGCAUUACGCUGCCACUGCCGGAAACGGCGGCACCCGGGCUCGGUAUCGGCAACUUACUCUCGGAUUUCAUUCAGCCGGAAUCGUUGGAUGCGGUGCAGUGUGAUGCCUGCCACGAAAUUACCACGCACACAAAGACACUCACAUUUAGCAAGCUGCCCGCCUGUCUCUGUAUUCACAUUUCCCGCACCACCUGGCAUGCGAGCGGCCACGUGCACAAGCGUAUGGACAGUGUGCACUUUCCAGAGACUCUCUCGAUGGCACCAUACAGCUUUGUGCAGCCGGGACUAAACAGCAACAUCAGUACGCCCUGGGGAUCGACCACGUCACUGUAUUCGGCCGGACUGAUGGCUAGCAUGGGACAGCAUGAAUCUAACACGGGCAGUGGAUUAGAUGCGAUCGGUGGCAGUGUCAACAGUGGAAUUGAACCAUCUGGUUCAAUGAGCUUUGGAUCGUACACCUUCGGCGCUAUGUUUCCGCGCAAUUUAUACCGCUUGCUGGCCGUUAUUGUGCAUUCUGGCGAGGCCAAUGCGGGCCAUUUCGUUACAUACCGACGUGGUGCACUACGCAACUCUUACAAAUGGUAUUACACGUCGGACACGGUCGUGCGUGAGGUUCCUAUCGAGGAGGUGCUUAACAGCUCUGCCUACAUGCUUUUCUACGAUCGGGGUUCCUCGUCGAAAUAUCCUUAA
Messenger RNA from Anopheles marshallii, 1689 nucleotides. RefSeq names its product ubiquitin carboxyl-terminal hydrolase 30 homolog (gene Usp30). NCBI's taxonomy places the organism in Eukaryota, Metazoa, Arthropoda, Insecta, Diptera, Culicidae. The record is from RefSeq and is a predicted model, not a curated record. The coding region runs from base 1 to 1689 and encodes 562 amino acids. Gene Ontology annotation, molecular function: cysteine-type deubiquitinase activity; cysteine-type endopeptidase activity. The transcript has 3 exons. Gene Ontology annotation, biological process: protein deubiquitination. Gene Ontology annotation, cellular component: nucleus; cytosol.